ACAAUAAGAAUGGAAAAUUCAUCUCUUAUCGUAAUGUUUACUCUUUCGGGGUUAAAUGAAACAAAAGAAAAUAAAUAUGUAUACUUUUCCUUGACACUUUUAGGUUAUUUUUCAAUUAUUUUUGUCAAUGUGACGUUAAUGGUGACAAUCCUACUAGAGAGAACCCUACAUGAACCAAUGUAUAUCUUCCUCUGUAAUCUGAGUUUUAAUGGACUGUACGGCACAGCUGGUUUUUAUCCGAAAUUCCUGGCUGACAUUCUCUCUGACACUCAUGUGAUCUCAUAUGCUGGGUGCUUUAGUCAGGUGUUUGUAAUCUACUCUUCAGUUCUCUGUGAUUUUUCGACUUUGACAGUGAUGGCUUAUGACAGGUAUGUAGCCAUAUGCAGGCCGUUAGAUUAUCACUCCAUCAUGACAAAUAAGAAUGUGGGUAAAUUGAUCUUGUUGUCCUGGCUUCUUCCUUUGUCUUGUAUUUCGGGUUUGAUCUCAUUGUCAGCAAGGCUGCCUUUAUGUGGAUCCCACAUUGAAAAACUGUACUGUGAGAACUGGUCCAUUGUGAGGCUUUCUUGCGGACCCACCACAUUAAAUAACGUGUACGGGUAUUUUGUAAUAUUAGUGUUUAUGGGACAUGUGUUUUUUAUUCUUUAUUCUUAUAUGAAACUUAUUAUUACAUGCAGAACAUCCAGCAAAGGCCGAGGUAAAUUUAUGCAAACUUGUGUUCCACAUUUGUUCACCCUGAUCAACUUCACCAUUGCUUUACUGUUCGAUACCAUGUACAGUCGAUACGGAUCAAAGGAUUUCCCGCAGAGCCUCCGCAAUUUCCUGGCCCUGGAAUUUCUCCUCAUCCCUCCACUUUUCAACCCCUUGGUUUACGGUUUAAAAUUGACUCACAUCCGCACACGGAUGAUGAGGACACUGUGCAAGAAACACAGAGACGCUGUGCACGAAGGAAGCGGGGGAAAACAUGUUAUAGCCCUUUCGGGAUUAUAA
Lepisosteus oculatus (spotted gar) is the source of this 987-nucleotide messenger RNA. RefSeq names its product olfactory receptor 52D1-like. Gene Ontology annotation, molecular function: olfactory receptor activity; G protein-coupled receptor activity; odorant binding. Gene Ontology annotation, cellular component: membrane. Gene Ontology annotation, biological process: detection of chemical stimulus involved in sensory perception of smell; G protein-coupled receptor signaling pathway. The record is from RefSeq and is a predicted model, not a curated record. Lineage: Eukaryota; Metazoa; Chordata; Actinopteri; Semionotiformes; Lepisosteidae.